AUGUCAUCUGCUGGUCCACAACAAGUCCUCCCAACCACCGUUGCCGCUCUCAUUGCCAACAAGGGUUCCCCAUGCAUCUACAACGGUUCAUUGAACGUUGUUGCUUCCUCUGAGUUUGAUGCCAACCAUGGUCCCCAGCACUGCGUCCUCAACUCUGUCAACCCACGCCCAACCAUCGGUGCCUCCGCCUGGUGUGUCGGUGCCAACGAUGCCAACCAGUACAUCGUUGCCAGCUGCGACACCCCAAGAAUGUUCACCGGAAUUGCCACCCAGGGUCGUGCCAACGAGUACAACCAAUGGGUCACCUCCUACACCAUCCGUUACACCCAGGACAACGUCACCUGGUACAACCUCAUUGGCGGUGCCAAGAUUGCCGGUAACUCCGAUGCCAACACCGUCGUGGCCUACUCCUUCGAGCCACCCAUCUACGCCACCUCGAUCGCCCUCCACCCAGUGACCUUCAACACCCACAUGUCCCUCCGUUGGGAGUUGUACCACCUCCCAUUGAACACCUUCCCAUCCACCCAGAUUGGAUCCGUCAGCAUUGGCAACCGCGACCUCAACGCUGUCGUCCCAGGCACUGCCAGCCCAAGAACCGCCACCCGCCAGGUCACCUUCCCAAAGGCUUUCCUCUCUGCCCCAACUGUUGCCCUCUGCCUCCGUCACUUGGACGCCAACUCCCCAAGCAGCCCAUGCUACACCACCCGUAUCCAAUGCACUGCUAGCAACAUCACCACCACUGGUUUCACCUGCACCUUCACUACCUGGGCUGACUCCAACGUGUACGACGCCACCUGCGACUUCGUCGCUGAGGAUGGAAUCAAGAUGCAAACCGUCCUUCCACAGAACACCGUCUCCACCGCCUUCCCAUAA
Acytostelium subglobosum LB1 is the source of this 873-nucleotide messenger RNA. RefSeq lists its product as hypothetical. Gene Ontology annotation, cellular component: protein complex involved in cell adhesion; phagocytic vesicle; cell surface. Lineage: Eukaryota; Evosea; Eumycetozoa; Acytosteliales; Acytosteliaceae. Bases 1 to 873 code for a protein of 290 amino acids. Gene Ontology annotation, molecular function: N-acetylgalactosamine binding; polysaccharide binding; oligosaccharide binding. The record is from RefSeq and is a predicted model, not a curated record. Gene Ontology annotation, biological process: cell-cell adhesion. The transcript has a single exon.